GACCAUAUCAUCGUCAUCUCGCCGUCAAUUAUGUCAAAAAUUGAUUUAAUUAACAAUAAUGAAUUGCGCUAAGCUGCAUUUGCAAAAAAGAAGUCGAUCUAGACCCAAAUCUGAACCACGACACGACAAGCCUAGGAGGUAUUGCCAAAAACGUUUAGUGGAUCCACAGUUUGAAGAAAACAAUAGAUGGACGUAUGAGACACAAAGAUAUAACUGUACUGAAUACGAGAAGAGUAACGUCAAUCGAAUAAUGCCCAUCAGAAAUCAUCAUGAUGUAAGCGACAUGUUUCUAACAGUACAAACCUUACAAUUCAAAGGUGAAUCACAGCAGAGUAAAAGACAGCGUACAGGUUUUAAAUAUAAAACAUUAAAUAGUGGCCAAAAACACAGAAUGUUUGUAAAGCAAGUUGUUGACAGAAAUGUGGGUAAUUAUGACGUUGACGGGGCAUCUGAACUCACUUAUUACCUUGAUUACUCCAAAUACUUCAGUAAUAAAGUCCCCUCAAGAUCAUCUUCAGUAGAGUCUAGCGUCUCAAACCAAAAUUUCGACAAAAAUCUUAAGAGAAAUAAAUCAGUACAAGUUGAUUUCAAUACCUUCGCAGAAAUUAAACAAGAUAAAACAAGUACCAAGUUAGAGAAAAAACUUAACAAUAAUCCGGAAGUUCAUGACAAAACGACGAAAGAUGAAGAAUUUACUAAUAACGCUAAAGAAGAUAAUCCAAAAAUAGCAUUUCAUAAGUACGGAAAAAGGAAAAGCAUCACAAUAUCAAAAGCUGAAAGUCCAGAAACUGUUCAAGUAAUAAGAGUCGACUUAGUUUGUAAUUAUAGCGCUAACUCUAACACCGAAGACUAUAACAAGCAGAAUAACAGAAGUCAAAUACAUUUAGCAGACGUAAGAAAGAACGACGAUAACAUGAGGAGAAAACACUAUAAUAGUAAAUAUUUGUUAACUAAAUCAGUGAAAGCCUUAGAUGAAAACGUCUCGGGCGGUACAAAUGUUACCUUACUUUGCAAAACAUUUAGAUUAACUGAUCGGUCAAAAUUUUCAAACUAA
Messenger RNA from Papilio machaon (common yellow swallowtail), 1054 nucleotides. RefSeq lists its product as uncharacterized. The record is from RefSeq and is a predicted model, not a curated record. The transcript is spliced from 3 exons. Bases 59 to 1054 code for a protein of 331 amino acids. Lineage: Eukaryota; Metazoa; Arthropoda; Insecta; Lepidoptera; Papilionidae.